Nematostella vectensis (starlet sea anemone) is the source of this 2317-nucleotide messenger RNA. RefSeq names its product peptidase M20 domain-containing protein 2. The record is from RefSeq and is a predicted model, not a curated record. The coding region runs from base 530 to 1729 and encodes 399 amino acids. The transcript has 4 exons. NCBI's taxonomy places the organism in Eukaryota, Metazoa, Cnidaria, Anthozoa, Actiniaria, Edwardsiidae. Gene Ontology annotation, molecular function: dipeptidase activity.
GUAUGUGUUGCGUGACAUAUUUGGGAUGCUCGGACAGUAGUAGAGUCAAAAGGUCACCAAGGUCACCCAAUCAAGUCACCACGAAACUACUCAGUACUUCAUUGGUGAUCCCAUGAAAGUCACUAUCCCUAACCCUAACCCUAACCUACAUGGAGUACUCACUGUGGGGUCAAAGUCACCCAGCGAGUGAGCGAGUGUUGGUGUACGGGAGGGGUGAUUAAAGGUGGGUUCUUUAAUUCCGAAUGACCAUCGAGGAGAACAUACAAGCACACGGAUACUCCAGUUUCUCAAGGCUCCGAGAGAUUUCGAGCUCUGAAUAUAUAUAGCACAGGAGGCUAACACUACGUGCCCUGUUGUCAGUUUCGUGUAUCAAGGAUAAAAAAAAUAAGCACGAGAAAUGUAUUGAAUUAGCGGUGCGUAGUUUGUUUCUAAGGUCGAAUCAAAGAAGGUUAUCAGGCCGAAUGUAGAUUUAAAUAAGAUAGUGUUGUGUGACGUCUAUCGAUUGUUUUUCGAAUUACUCGAGUUCGCGAUGGCGGGGGUUGACCAAAAUACUGUCCUCAAGUUAAAACAGGUUGCAUGCGAAGCAAUAGAUAAAAAUGCAAGCGAACUACAUGAAUUAAACAAACACAUCUGGAAGCAUCCCGAGGUGGCCUACAAAGAACGAAAUGCUCAUGAAAUCCUAACAAGCUACCUCGCUAUAAAAGGAUUCGAUGUUACGAGGCAAUGGACGAUGGAUACGGCGUUUGGGGCACGUUACGGGAUCCCCAAAGGUCCGUGUGUCGGGAUUUUCUGCGAAUAUGACGCCCUUCCUCUUGUAGGGCAUGCAUGCGGGCAUAAUCUGAUCGCCGAGGCAGGGGUAGCUGCUUCUAUAGGGAUCAAAGCGGCUAUGGACUCUGUCGAGGAACCUUUAGGUAAUCUCCUCGUGGCUGGUACUCCCGCAGAGGAGUCUGGAGGGGGGAAGAUACAGAUGCUGGACAGUGGAUGCUUCUCCGAGGUCGACUUUGCCAUGAUGGUUCAUCCAUGCCCGUUUGAUGUUCUCCAACACUCGUUUCUUUCUUGUGCUACACUUGAGGUCAUCUAUAAAGGCCAUGCUGCACACGCAGCAGCUUUCCCUUCGGAGGGAGUCAAUGCACUGGACGCCGCCAUUAUGGCAUAUAACAAUAUCAGUACCCUGAGACAGCAAAUGAAACCAGCUUGGCGUGUGCACGGCAUAAUCGUCGAGGGUGGGGUCAAACCAAAUAUAAUACCGGACAGAACAAAGCUUGAGUACUCUGUACGAACCGAAGAUGACAAAGACAUGGAGACUUUGAAGCACAAAGUGAUGGCGUGCUUUGAGGGAGCCGCACAAGCCACAGGAUGCAGUCUUGAGACUUCAUGGAAGGAGGAAUACAAAACAGUCAAACACAACCCUAAACUUGUCCAACUUUACCAAGGCAAUGCAGAAAGUCUUGGUGUGAAAUUUCUUACCAAGGAGGAGGCAGCCACGUUGGGAAGUGGCUCUACUGACAUGGGUAACGUGUCCCAAGUGCUACCCGCCAUUCACCCCAUGUACGGUAUCGAGACAAAGGAGGUGAACCACUCACACGGGUUCACGGCCGCCGCCGGUACCGAUGUGGCUCACCAGAAGACUCUGAUCGCUGCUAAGGCGAUGGCAAUGACGACCAUUGAUGUGAUAUGUUGUCCUGAUACUUUUGCUGAGAUGAAGAGGCAAUUUGCAAGGAAGUCGUGAAACAAAGCGUUUUAGACAUUGUGUGUGUUGUGUUACGUUCAAACGUCGUAAUACAAGAAUACAUAUUACGUAUUCUCGUAUUACGUAGUAUCUCUGGAAGCUUUUGCUCUUAGCAAGUAGCUACACUUCUUUGACUAGGUUAUCAGGCAACCCUACAAAAAAAAGCGUUCGUACUAUCUUUAAAGGACCUUGAUGAAGAGCUAUUCCUCAUCUGCUAUUGGUGUGAAAAAUCUAGGGGAAAAAAAGGAUUUGUAUUUUAGGUAAAGAAAACAUCAAAUCUAACGUACAUUAGAUUACAAAAUCAGUACUUCUCUUGAAAUAUUCUUCAAUAUGGCUCUGAGUGAGAGGCAGCCAAUCUUCACCAAAAAUCUCAGUUUCACAAAAUUCACAACACGGUUAUAAAAUAGCCGGUAUACGGCAUGUACAUUUAUUGAACACUAUACAACCAUCUUAAAAUACAACGGUGUAAAUUUUGGAUGGUGUGUGGUUAUAUAACAGGGGACUUGUUUUACGAAUGUCUUUAAUAAACUUAUUUUAUCUCCCCGCCACUUUCAAUGUAUAACUGCAAAAAAUAAAGCAUUCUUCUGA